ACCGGCGCAUGACCAACGGCCAUUUCGUCUUCCCCUGAGCUUAGGCCUAGGACUUCUGGGAGACUUUAUGAGCCAUCAUGUUCUCCAACCAGGGUGCUCGCAAGUCGGUCGAUAGUCUUUCGCCAAUACCCGAUGCCGGGCGGUUUGGCGACUUUCCUUUCCACGGGAGAGGCUCACGCAGUCCGAGCCGCCCGUUCCAUUCUCGACGGGAUUCGACCGCGGGCUCCAUACACUCCAUCGGUGGCUCUCUCGACAGUUCCACUGGUACCUGGGGUGACGCCGUCCUAGAGUCCGGUCAGAACGCCAUCUCGACCCUGCUCCAGCCGCCCAUAGUGCGAACCGGUCUCCUUCCGCAUACCUCAGCACCCGCUUCCACUGCGCAUAAGCCUCCGACUGCUCGAGACAUUCCACCUGUCACGCUCACCAAUGUCCCUCGCAUUGACAAUUCCGAAUUCACACAAUAUCUCACCCAAGUCGGCGCGUUAUACGAACAAUUACGACGGGUUCAGGCGGACGAAGAAGAGGCAUCUGGUACUCACAGCAGGCGAGGUAGCAAGGCGGACGCAGCCUCGGCCGAGGAUGGGCACCUGAGACCGGGCAAACGAUCUGGCGCAUCCAGGAGGGCAUCCAGCUCAUCCAUUACUUCCAUAUCAUCGAUAGAAGCUCCGGGUCCCGCUCGACGCAGCUCAAGCUACAGGAAAGCGGCAUCGCAGGGUCCUCCACCAUUAUCCACCAUUCCCGUGGUAUACUUCGACGAAGACUUUCACCUCGAGAACCCCCGAACUUUCGAUGUCGUUAGUGAGCGAUCCGAAGUGGUACGACCCGCGCCGGGAUCCGAUGACCGAGCGCACCACAAUGAGCAGGUCUCCGCGCCUCGGAAGGCUCUUGCAACAAAUGCCAUCUUGCAGGAGAAGCUGUCAUGGUAUAUGGACACCGUCGAAAUGCACCUUAUUCAGUCGAUUUCAACCGCGUCAACCACCUUUUUCACUGCGCUGGGGUCUCUUAGGGAACUGCAUUCAGAAGCCGCAGAUUCCGUGGACAGAAUCAAGACACUGAGGAGAGAGCUAGAAAAUUUGGAUGAGGAGAUUGCAACCAGGGGUUUGGAUAUCGUGCACCAACGGCGGAGACGGGAGAACAUCCAACAAUUGCACGAUGCAGUCAUGCAGCUUCGGGAAGUGGUUGAAGGAGUGGCUGUAUGCGAAUCGCUGGUAGAUUCGGGCGAGGUGGACGCAGCGCUUGACAACAUUGACGCUUUGGAAAAACUGAUUGCCGGAGAAGAGGGGGCUUCGCACAAUGGUCGUCCCGGGAUGGAGUUGAGAGAUCUCAGGGGCACCACUGGGCUUCAGGGUGUACACACCGACAUGAGGACUCUCCGGCAACGGAUCGGCAAAACCUACGAAGAGAGGUUUAUAACUCUCCUAAUACGUGACAUCCAGCGCCACGUUGCACACGUCUCAACCCAGGAGGUUCUGAUGCGGUGGAGCAGUGCUUCAAUACGUGCACGAGGAGGCCACAACCGCGAGCCCUCGAACCGCGAGCCCUCGGCUUUUCCCUCGUACCUGACAUCAACAGACGGUUUGCGAUCGGAACUUCUGGUUAGUCUGACUGGCUUACACAGGGCCAAGUUCCUUACAGCCGCUGCGACAGCUUAUAGAGAGACAGCUCUGCGUGAGAUCAAAAACCUCAUCCGCAGGCCUCUGCCAAGUUCGAACGAUGAUGAUAAUGAGUCUAUGAUGUCCGCAUCAACAAUGACAGGGGGCAAGCAACGCUCUCAACAGGAACGUUCCUCCACCCUGGCUCGGAACCUGCGUGCCUUGGAACCCCGGGACGCGGAGGGGCUGCUAAUCAAGAUCUACAUCGGAGUAACUGAAACACUAAGACGACUGGAUACACAAGCAAAGGUAUUGUUAGAUGUCGCAAGUUCUCUCGGCGACUCGGAUCCAACUAGUGGGCUCAGGUCUCCUCCACCUUUUAGCCCUACAGGCAGGCGUUUGUCGACGGCAGCCCUGGAGGCUCAAGAAGAGAUUCAUACAGCCCUCGAUCUUUCAAACCUUCUUGGGCAGGCCGUCGAUAUUGCUCAGGAUAAAGUCGUACGGCUAUUGAAAGUUAGGUCGGAACAGAGCACGCGUCUAACGCUUGAAUGGUUCCUUCGAUACUUCACUCUCAACCUCCAUUUUGCCAAUGAGUGCGAGGCCAUUUCAGGCCGAAGCGGGACAUCGUUGAAGAAUCUUGUCAAUGGUCACAUCAAGGAAUUUGUUCAGCGUCACGGCGACGCCGAGAAGCAGAAACUUGCCCAAGGCAUGGAGAGUGAUCAGUGGGCAAGUCAGGAUUUUACCGAAAAAGACACCGAGCUUCUCAACCGCAUAUUGGAAAUGAGCACACGAGAUGCGGCCAUCUGGGCAGAAGCAACCAAAAUUUGGAUUCCACCCUCCUAUGACGAGAAUGUUGGCAGCGUUGCUACUCCUGUCCUUGAAGCGCAGGCCAACGGUGACUCAGGAGACAAGGCCGCUGAAGCACAGGUGAACGGGGCUUCCAAGUCCAAGGCACGCGCUGCGGUCAUCGACUCUGAGACAUUCCUUCUCCCCAAGUCCGCGAUAUUGUGCAUGAAUGGCAUGGCUCAGUUUAUCCACCUUAUUGUCGGCAUUCCCUCCAUGACGGCCGAUGUGUCGUCCUCUCUCAUCGCUUACCUUCAGCUCUUCAACUCACGCUGCAAGCAACUCAUUCUAGGUGCAGGGGCACUCAUGUCCGCUGGACUCAAGAAUAUCACCACGCGCCAUCUUGCUGUAGCGUCGCAGGCACUAGCCUUCAUUGCCGCAACGAUCCCCCAUGUGCAUUUCGAUAAAGUCAGACGGGACUUCCAAGAGCACCAGAAUAUCAUCUACAAUAAACUAGUCGAGAUCAUGACUGGCCGAGCAGUUCUCGCCUCUAGGAAGAUGAGGGCAACCAACUGGGAUGCCGGGUCCCCAGCGGCGCACGAGUACAUGGAGACACUGGCCAAGGAAACCACCACGCUUCACCGCAACUUGACUAGACAGCUACCCGAGGGAACGGUGCGCAUGAUUAUGAUGCUCGUAUUCAAGAACUACAAAGACACCUUCGGCUCAACGUUUAAGGGAUUGGAGCCCACCACGGAGGCCGGGAAGGAGAGGCUAUCCAGCAUGCUGCGUGAUGUCGAAUACUUUGAUUCUCGCCUGAACAAGCUCGACGGGUUCGAGGAUGCGGGCCAGCACCUUAUCAACAUUGUCAAAGCCAAGGAGAUCAGGAAAGCCCCAUCUCGGCCCACAUCGCUCACCCCGUCCCAUCCUCCGUCUCGCGGUCCGUCCCGAGCUCCAUCCCCUGCGCUCGCUCCCGGUUCUCGUGCCGGAUCUCGCGCCGGGUCCCGCGCCGGAUCUCGAGCUGGAUCGCGGGCAGGAUCUCGUGCGCCAACACCAACACCAACUCAAACAUUAACGGGAAGAAGCUCCGCUGAAAUCAUAGCAGAAGUUAGUGCCGCUGCUGAAGCAGGUGGGUAUGGAAGGUAAUGUGAAAUGGGAAACGGUUGAGGACUAUGCGUUUAGAAGAAAAAAAGCAUUAAUACUGAUGAACAAGGCGUCUUACCCCAAAAUGUCGCGACUUGAAUGACCAAAGUUGCCG
Neurospora tetrasperma FGSC 2508 is the source of this 3633-nucleotide messenger RNA. RefSeq lists its product as uncharacterized. Bases 78 to 3521 code for a protein of 1147 amino acids. Gene Ontology annotation, molecular function: syntaxin binding. Gene Ontology annotation, biological process: Golgi to vacuole transport; retrograde transport, endosome to Golgi. The record is from RefSeq and is a predicted model, not a curated record. NCBI's taxonomy places the organism in Eukaryota, Fungi, Ascomycota, Sordariomycetes, Sordariales, Sordariaceae. The transcript has 4 exons. Gene Ontology annotation, cellular component: GARP complex.